AUGCCGAUGGCGGCUGGCAGCUUCUACCCUGUUCGGUUCAAUGUGCCUGGUCGAGAGAUCUGGCACGAACGGUUCGUCAUCCAGGGGGCACUCAUCAUGACUCCUGAUGGCGACGUCUACCACAAGGACCAGGUGCUCUCCAGGGACGUCAGGGGCAUCAAGCCGCUGAGCGGGCAGGGCGCCGCGGUCGACGGGAUCGAGGCGGCGAGUGUUUACCGCUUCAAGCGGCUCCCCACGGCGGUGCAGGUGUGGGACGCGCUGCGCGAGGCGGCGGCAGGCGGUGCUGCGGCGCUCCCGCACGAGGACUUCGCGCUGGAGCUCGGCGAGGGGAAUGUGCUCGGGAUGGCGCCUGGGCCGCUCUUCCUGCGCGACCCGCUCGCGGCCCCCGUGCCUGCCGCGGCGGGUCCGCUGGUGGCCGCGGCGCCGCCUGCGCUGGGGGCUGCCUCCGCGCCUCUCGCGCCUCCCGACCCCGUGGGGGAUGCGCUGGCCACGGCGCUCAGGCCUGGCACGGCCACGCCUCCUGCGGGAGAACCCCCGAGCAACGACUUCCGCGCCCUCGCGGUGGCGAGGGACUCGCGGGGUCGCCGCGACCGCUCCUUCGGCGACGCGCUCAAGGAGCAGACUGAGUGCGAGCGUGACGACUGGCCCGCGCUUGGGCCUCGGACGUUGCUCUGGGUCCUCCAGUUCAUGCUUCGGAUGGCUGGAGGUACUGUCGCGUGGCACACGCGGUGGCUCGCCGUCAUGGGCCUGGCCGAAGGCGACGAGGCGGCGAAACAGCACGAGACCAUCUGCCGCAUCCUGGAGACGUCGAUGGUGCACGACCAGCUCGUCAUCACCGAGCUGGCCAGCUUCGAGUAUCUUGCUCGGCAGCUGCAGCUGAUCGAGGAGAGGGUCUACGACGAGAAGACUCGCAAGGCAGCCGCCACGCUCAAGGGGCAGGGCAAGAAGGACUCCACACCCCAGGACGCUCUGUCCACGGAGGUCGGCCACUUCCUGGGGAUCGGAGAGGCGAAGGGUAACUUGUGCAUCUGCCCCGCGCUGAUGCAGUUUAUCGCAGAACAGAUGAGGAACGAGGCGGCGGCAUCGAAGGAACGACGCAAGGACGCGAGCUGGGAGGGGCCAGCCCCAGGGCUGCCCAGCUCGCCGAGCCCAAGGCCCCCCGCCUUCGCCAGCGGGAUGCUCUGCCGCUGCCGCCCCUCGACGUGGACGACCGUCUUCACGCCGUUAACGAUAGGCGCCCUCGCCAGCGCGCAGCUCGCGGCGCGGCCUGGCGCCGGUGGUGCAACGAGGGUAUCGACGCACUCAACUGGCUCCAUGAUCGUUAUGCUGCGGGACGUCUCGCGGGUGCUCUCUACGACCCCAGGCUACCAGAACGCCUCGCGGGUCAGACCCUGCGACAAGGCCCUCGUGGCCUGGCCUGCGCUCUCGGGGCCUCCCGUCGAGGUCAGCUCCGUCGCGCAGCAGGCCGAUGCCGCCCAGUUGCAGGGUUGGAGGCAGAGUAUGCUGAGAUCCGCAGGCGAGGUCGAGGAGCUGCAGGUGUCGUUAGGCGUUCAGCAGCCCUACGUCGACCCUCUGCUUCGUGAUCCUCGGAAUUAUGCUGGGUUUUUGAACGCGAUGCUGCAGCGCCACAUGAUCGAGUGGACUGUGGCGUCACCUCCUUCUUCCCCCCACUCGGUCGGGAUUUUCUUUGUCGGGAAGAACGGCGGCAAGCUGAGGCUAGUCUUCGACACGAGGGUGGCGAAUACUUAUUUCAAGUCUCCUCCGAACACCGUGCUGCCUACCCCAUCGGCCCGGGCCUCCCUCGAGUCGUCAGACGACUUCUAUGCGGCCCAGGGGGGCAUCCAGCGCGCCGUCUACCACGCGGCGGUGCCGCCCGACCUCGGGGACUUCUUCCGACUGCCCACUAUCUCCAACCGCUUCGUGGGCCUGAAGACCGUCGGCUCCCUGAGCGCGGGUCGCCACUUCCUCCUGCAGUCCGUUGUGCGCGCGGUGCCCAUGGGCUGGGCUCGGGAGCUGGCGCAGACGCUGACCUCCAGAGGCUUGCCCGUGCACGAUUUCACUGAGGCCCAGACGGAGGGCGUCUUCACGGGCAUCCAGUUCUCGGGCAAGACAGGGAUGCUGCGCGCGAGGCCCGACCGCCCCGCCCGCCUGCGGCAGGCCACCCUGGCCCUCUUGAGCCGCGGGUCUGCGUCGCGCGGGGCCCUGACCUCUAUAGUAGGUCACGCCGCGACGUGGGCCAUGAUCAUGCGGAGAGAGUGCCUGUCGAUAUUCAAUGGUGUUUAUCGUUUCAUUCAAGUCGCGGGUCCCACUCCCAUGAAGCUAUGGCCCUCAGUCCGACAGGAACUCUCAGCCGUGGCCGCUCUGUUGCCCUUGAUGUGGGCGUCCUCUCGCGCGCCUUGGCUAGGCACCCUCUACGCCUCAGAUGCCUCGCCGCGCGGGAAGGGUGCGCGCAUGAAAAAGCUGGACCCCCUCGUCGUCUCGCCCACGGGCCGCGUUGCUGAGAAGUGGAGGCACAGAGUCUCGCAGGCGCUUUCUGCCAGGGCCCACGCGUUCGAAGGUGGAGGAGGUGAUGAGGGCGCUCAAGAUGCUGCUGUCGGUUGCCCGUUGCCGUCGGACGUGCUGCACGGGGAGGGGGGCCUCGACUCCGUCUCGGAUUCCGUCGAUGUGCCGUCGGUGCUGUACGAUUCGGAGGAUUGGGUAUCAUUCAUUCCAGUCGUCAUCGCCGCAUGGGUCUCAACAUUCUGGACUUCGAAGCUGAAGCAGGCGACCAGGCCCCCGAGUGCAGCCCAGGCGCUCGACGUCCAGCGGUCUCUUCGACACCCAGGGCUGCUGCAGUUGCCGAGGGGGGAGACUUCGUUCCUCGAGAACGCCGCGGUGACACAGCGGACACGGGAUUCCUACCACGCCCACGCCGCCCGCUUCCACCAGUGGUGCCCGUGGACGGGGCAGUCGUUCGAGACUGCCGCCGAGCUGGACGCACUGCUGCUGGUCUUUUUCGGGGACCUCUGCCUGGACGGGUUCGCCACCGCGACGGGGCGCAUGACGAUGGCCGCCCUUCGCCACCUGUUGCCGCACGUGCUGGCGGGCCCCCGCGCUCUGCCGAGAGCCGCGCGGGCUCUCAAGGGCUGGAGCCGCCUAGUGCCGCCGCAGAUGCGGCUCCCGCUGCCGCGCUUGGCGAUGCUCGCCGUGGUCGGCCUCCUGAUUCAGGACAGGAGGUUCGCGGAGGCGGUCUUCGCGAGGCUGGCGUUCGACGCCUGCCUCAGGCCCAGCGAGGCCUAUCGCCUGGUGGCGGCCAGCCUGGUGGAGCCGCGCGCGGGGUCAGUCGACGGCCAUCAGCACUGGGGCAUGAUCGUGAACGAUGCGACGACGGGCGGCCCUGGCAAGACGGGUGCGACCGACGAGAGCGUCAUCAUCGACAACGCGAGCUUGUGGCCCUUCCUCCAGGGCUUGAAGCGCCACCGCGCUCCGAUGGAUCCGCCGUGGAGCUUCGCGCCCUCGGUGAUCCGCCAGGUCUUCCGCGAGGCGUUGGUCAGGCUCGGCAUCUGGGACGGCGUCUCGACCCUGUACACGCUCAGGCACGGGGGGGCAUCCGACGACCUCCUGUCGGGCCGCCGCUCGAGGAAGGAGGUCAAGGACCGCGGGAGGUGGGCCACCGACGCCCCCCUCAAGCGCUACGCCAAGCGGCCUCGGAUGCAGCAGCUCAUCGCCGCGCCCCCGCAGUACGCGGCGGCGCUGGGCAGCGCCGUGGACGGGCGCGAGGCAGAGCUCAUCUCGACGAUGACGACUACGGGGGCGCGUUCGCUGCCGCCUCUGCAACCCGACCUGCCGGCUGCGAAGCGGCCCAAGCGGGUUCACGCCCCCCAGCUGAGCCGCAGGUGGCGCUUCGGUUGA
This is a messenger RNA of Prorocentrum cordatum, 3891 nucleotides long. Lineage: Eukaryota; Dinophyceae; Prorocentrales; Prorocentraceae. The record is from the annotation of a GenBank genome assembly.